Molecule: messenger RNA, 1101 nt
Organism: Caenorhabditis elegans
Lineage: Eukaryota; Metazoa; Nematoda; Chromadorea; Rhabditida; Rhabditidae
Gene: ragc-1
Product: Ras-related GTP-binding protein C
Cellular component (GO): endomembrane system
Molecular function (GO): GTP binding
Source: RefSeq, marked reviewed
AAUUUCAGAAUGGAGUCGGACCCUGACGAGGAUUUUGAUGAUUACCGCUACGGAAUCGACGAAGAAGAUGAUUACCCGGAUUCCCGUCCCACGGUGAUUCUAAUGGGACACAAGAGAAGCGGAAAAACUUCAAUUCGUAAGGUUGUGUUCCAAAAGAUGUCACCGAAUGAGACGAUGUUCGUCGAGAGCACGGCCCGAAUCACAAGAGACACAAUUUGUUCUUCGUUCAUCAACUUUGAGACGAUUGAAUUUCCCGGCCAAAUGUGCCCUUUUGAUGAUUCGCUGGAUCCAGUCGGUGUAUUCCAAAAAUGUGAAGCUCUUCUUUUCAUCAUAGAUGCACAGGCAGAACUUCAAGAACCGAUCGCAACGCUGGUUGAAUAUUUUUGCCGUGCUUACAAAAUCAACCAGAACAUCAAAUUUGAAGUUUUCGUUCACAAAGCCGAUGGAUUGACUGAAGAAGCACGUGUGGAAACGAAAUUCAAUAUCUACCAUCAGGUCAAAGAAACUAUCAAGGACCAGAUCGAUGUGGAUCUUCAAGUCACGUAUCAUCUCACCUCCAUUUAUGAUCACUCUAUUUUCGAGGCGUUUUCCAAAGUCGUCCAAAAUCUCGUCAAGCAACUGCCAACACUCGAGCGUCUUCUAGACGUAUUUAACAAUAGCUCUAAAGUUACUAAAUCAUUCCUGUUUGAUAUUCUCUCAAAAAUCUACAUUGCAACCGAUUCGGAGCCAGUGGAAAUGAGCAUUUACGAGUUAUGCUGUGAUAUGAUCGAUGUCACUUUGGAUUUGUCAUCCAUAUACGGAGUUGCCGAGAAUGGCUCAAACUACGAUGAACGAUCCUCCUCAGUGAUCCGUCUCAAGUCAGAACAAGUGAUGUUCCUCCGUCAAGUCAACAAGCAUCUUGCCCUCGUUUUUAUCAUGAAAGAAGAUGGAAACGAAAAAGCCGGUUUUAUCGAUCACAACUUCGGUGUCUUCAAAGCAGGAAUCGAGCAAGUAUUCAAAGUUAAAAACAGGGGCGUUAACUUCUAAUUUCGUACGUAUUCUAAAUUAAACAAUUUUCCGUUUGUAUUUUGAUUGACAUCGAAUAAAUGCUUUUACAAUGAC